UUUUCGUUCGCCUCCCUCCGGUCGACCACAAAGUCACCUGCAUCAGUGCUGGCGGGUCAAGUUUACCGAGCUACUUUGGUUCCCUCAUCAAUUCUACUCGUUUCCACGUGCACAAUCAGGUUAGAAGGGAAGGUUGGAGGAAAGUGGAGCGGUUUCAUGGUGGGUCUCUGUCUAGGCCAGCACCUGGAUGAGCCUCAGUCUUGCACAGCACCACUUAUGGGUGUCCUGAAAUGGCGGGAAGGGCUUGGCUUACUUGUUGCUAUCCGGCUGACCGGGCGGUCAUCUAAGGUGAACAACCCUCAAGAGCCGAAGAAGAGAGACGGGAUAAUUGCCAAAUGGAGUCGACCAAGGUAA
Protopolystoma xenopodis is the source of this 354-nucleotide messenger RNA. The record is from the annotation of a GenBank genome assembly. Lineage: Eukaryota; Metazoa; Platyhelminthes; Monogenea; Polystomatidea; Polystomatidae.